Messenger RNA from Danaus chrysippus (African queen), 1242 nucleotides. The record is from the annotation of a GenBank genome assembly. Lineage: Eukaryota; Metazoa; Arthropoda; Insecta; Lepidoptera; Nymphalidae.
AUGAAUGAUAAAGGAACAAAGAGAAAUAAAAAGACAUUAACUUUUUGCACUGACUUUGAGAAAUCGAUUGUUAUUAACACUUUUUUGAGGCGACGGUGGAGGCAAGUUUCUUCGGAUGAAGAUUGGAAUAUUUAUUGGUCAAACACUCUCAAUUGUCGAAAUAUUUUUAGCCAUGAAAUUGGAUAUCGGCUUAGGGACAACCAGCUCAUAAAUCAUUUUCCAAAUCAUUAUGAAUUGGUGCGUAAAGAUUUGUUAGCUCGAAAUAUAAAUCGAUAUAGGAAAGAAUUAGAGAGAGCUGGAAAUCCUAUCGCUAAGAAAAUACACAAAACCCUUAACAAUGGCCAAAAGAUCUCAAGAUAUGUGCAUUUAGAUUUUAUACCGACUACUUACAUCUUGCCCUCGGAUUACAAACUGUUCAUCGAAGAAUAUCGUAGAAAUCCCCAAUACACCUGGAUAUUAAAACCUUGUGGAAAAUCACAAGGAGCUGGCAUUUUUAUAAUAAAUAAUUUAUCUAAACUUAAAAAAUGGGCUCGAGAAUCCAAAAAAUACUUUCAACAUCAUCUAUUAAGGAAAGACACGUAUGUAAUAUCACGCUACAUUCACAAUCCGCUUUUGAUUGGAGGAAAAAAAUUUGAUUUAAGGAUAUACGUCCUUGUGACAUCAUUCCGUCCUUUAAAAGCUUAUAUGUAUAAACAUGGAUUUUGCAGAGUUUGUUCCUUAAAGUACAGAGAUGCUGAGCUUGAAAACAUGUUUAUUCAUCUAACUAACGUGAGCGUUCAAAAACAUGGAGAGGAAUAUAAUUGUUAUACCGGCGGUAAAUUAAGUCUAAAUAAUUUAAAAUUAUAUUUAGAAGGAACAAGAGGUCAAGCGGUAACAAAAAGACUAUUCGAAGAUAUUCAAUGGUUAAUAGUUCAUUCUCUUAAGUCGGUGGCUUCAAUUAUGUCUAAUGAUCGUCAUUGUUUUGAAUGCUACGGAUACGAUAUCAUUAUAGAUAAUAACCUAAAACCAUGGCUUAUAGAAGUUAAUGCCUCUCCAUCUAUGACAGCCACAACAAUUAAUGACAGGAUUCUUAAGUCUAAUCUCAUUGAUAAUAUUUUAUCCGUUGUUCUACCACCAAACGGAAUUCCUGAUGCGCGUUGGAACAAAGUACCCAAUGAAAAUGCUUUAGGGGAUUUCGAAAGACUUAUAGAUGAGGAAUGCCUUGGCAAAGAUGAUAUAGAAGAUAGCUUGGAGGUGUUUUGA